AUGAAUUGCUGCUCUGAAUGUCACGGCCAAGGAACUAAAGAGUGUGAGACCUGCAAGGGGAAGAAACAACUCCUUGUGUACAUUAACCUGAAGGUGGAAUGGAAAAACAAUGUUGAGGAUUUCGCGGUACAACAGACAGGUGGUUUUGAUUCUGCCAACUUGGGCUCUGUGACUGGAAAGAAGUUCUUUGAAGAUACCAAGUACAUGGUGUAUCCGGUUUUGGGCUUUCCUGAUCCUAAUGUGUCCCAGGCAUCUGAGCGUCUGGUGAGAGAGCAUCAAAGCAAGUUCUCCCAGACAAGCCGCAUCCACCAGCAGAGACAAACCAUUGAAUUGAUUCCCAUCACCAAAGUAUCCUACAAAUGGAAAGGGGGCUCACACCUUUACUUUGUUUAUGGAAAUGAGUUUAAAGUCAGUGCAGAUGACUACCCAGCCACUUGCUGCUGCAUUCUAAUGUAG
Messenger RNA from Chanos chanos (milkfish), 456 nucleotides. Its product is annotated as protein SSUH2 homolog. The coding region runs from base 1 to 456 and encodes 151 amino acids. The transcript is spliced from 5 exons. Lineage: Eukaryota; Metazoa; Chordata; Actinopteri; Gonorynchiformes; Chanidae. The record is from RefSeq and is a predicted model, not a curated record.